Messenger RNA from Salvelinus namaycush (lake trout), 1242 nucleotides. Its product is annotated as lutropin-choriogonadotropic hormone receptor-like. NCBI's taxonomy places the organism in Eukaryota, Metazoa, Chordata, Actinopteri, Salmoniformes, Salmonidae. The record is from RefSeq and is a predicted model, not a curated record. The annotation marks the transcript as partial. The transcript is spliced from 11 exons. Gene Ontology annotation, biological process: follicle-stimulating hormone signaling pathway; male gonad development. Gene Ontology annotation, cellular component: membrane. Gene Ontology annotation, molecular function: follicle-stimulating hormone receptor activity; thyroid-stimulating hormone receptor activity.
AUGGUUCCAGUCCCGCAGACGGUGUGGGUUCUUCUCGCGCUGUCCGGUGUCCUGAAUGUGCGCUCCUGCUGGACUUUUACUUGUCCUUCCAUUUGCGAAUGUUCAAUGAAGAGCGAUACAUGUUCCACAAACGGGAGAGAAACGGGAGAGAAACUCAGCUGCACGAGGGAAACGCAACUAAGAAGACUAAUUCAUCUGCCAUUGACAGAAGUUUCAAGCAAUGCCUUCAGGGGACUGAUCAACGUGUCCAGAAUUGAGAUCUCUCAGAGUGACUGCAUCAGGAACAUAAGAAACCAUGCAUUCCUCUCUCUCCACAGCCUGGCUGAGAUACAGAUACAGAACAUCAGAAAUCUGAUCAGUAUAGAGAAGGGGGGCUUCACUGAUCUGCCCAGGCUGAGAUACCUGAGUAUCUGUAACACAGGAAUAAUACAUUUUCCUGACUUCUCCACCAUGUCCUCUUUGGUGAUACUGGAUAACUUCUUCCUUGAGCUGGGAGAUAACAUGCAUCUCGACAGCAUACCUGCCAAUGCCUUUCAAGGUAUCACAGAGGAGAGUGUGUACAUGAAAAUUAUAAAAAAUGGAUUCAAGGAAAUCAGGUCACACGCUUUCAACGGAACAAAUCUGGAUAAACUGAUUCUGAAAGGCAACAGGUAUCUGAGGAACAUCCAUGAGGAUGCCUUUGAGGGGGCCUCAGGGCCAACUAUGCUUGACGUCUCCUCCACAGCUCUCCACACCCUCCCCCGUCGAGGCUUGGGACAUUUGAAGGUCCUGAUUGCCCGUUCUACCCCUUACCUGAAGACUCUACCCCCUCUGGAAAGCCUCCUAGAGCUAGAGGUGGCAGAGGUCACUUACCCCAGCCACUGCUGUGCCUUCCACACCUGGCGACGCAAACACAGUUUCUACAGGGACCUCUCAGCAGACAAUGUAACAGACCUGUACGACAUCAACCUCCAAUACCCAGACCUGCAGCUGAGCCUGUGUCCUGGACCCUUCCAGUGCACCCCGGAGCCGGAUGCCUUCAACCCCUGUGAGGACCUGCUGGGGUACUCCUUCCUCCGCGCAGUCACCUGGCUCAUCACUGUGUUCGCUGUGGCCGGGAACAUGACCGUGCUGAUUGUACUGAUCACCAGUCACAAGAAGCUUAAUGUCUCCCAGUUCCUGAUGUGUAACCUGGCCUUCGCAGAUCUCUGUAUGGGGCUCUACCUCCUCCUCAUUGCAGCCAUGGACUACCACUCCCGCAAG